AUGAUAGAACAGGUCAUCUCCUUCACCAAAGAUCUCCUGGCCAGUGGCAUUGCCGCUGCCAUGCCCAAGACUUCGGUGGUCCCCAGUCAGAGAGUUAAGCUAGUAUUGCAGGUGCAGCAUGCAAGUAAAGAAAUUGCUGCCGAUAAGCAGUACAAAGGCAUAAGGGCUUGUAUAGUCCGAAUUCCAAAGGAACAAGGGGUGCUUUCCUUCUGGAACUUAGGAAAUGUCAUCAGAUAUCUCCCCACCCAGGUCCUUAACUUUGCCUUUAAGGAUAAGUGUAAGCAGGUGUUUUUGGGAGGAGUGGACAAGCACACACAGUUUAGGAGGUAUUUUGCUGGCAAUCUUGCCUCUGGUGGUGCAGCUGGAGCUACUUCUCUCUGCUUUGUCUACCCCUUGGAUUUUGCGAGAACCCGCUUGGCAGCUGAUGUUGGGAAAUCUUGCACUGAGAGAGACUGCCUUGUGAAAAUCACCAAGUCUGAUGGAACUCGUGGCUUGUAUCAAGAUUUCAGUGUCUCAGUACAGGGUGUCAUUACCUAUAGAGCUGCUUACUUUGGAAUCUGUGAUACAGCAAAAGGCAUGCUCCCAGAUCUGAAGAACUCAUACUGUGGUAAGCUGGAGAUUGUGCAAUCAGUGACUGCUGUAGCAGGUGUGGUCUCCUAUCCUUUUGACACAGUAAGGCGGCCAAUGAUGAUGCAGUCUGGGUGCAGAGGAGCUGAUACCAUGUACACUGGGACACCUGACUGCUGGAAUAAGAUUUCUAAAGAUGAGUGUGGCAAAGUUUUCUUCAAGGGUGCCUGGUCCAAUGUUCUCAGAGGCAUGGGUGGAACUUUAGUGCUUGUCCUGUAUGAUGAAUUGAAGAAAGUCAUCUAA
Trichosurus vulpecula (common brushtail) is the source of this 870-nucleotide messenger RNA. Its product is annotated as ADP/ATP translocase 3-like. Gene Ontology annotation, molecular function: ATP:ADP antiporter activity. Gene Ontology annotation, biological process: mitochondrial ATP transmembrane transport; mitochondrial ADP transmembrane transport. The transcript has a single exon. The record is from RefSeq and is a predicted model, not a curated record. The coding region runs from base 1 to 870 and encodes 289 amino acids. Gene Ontology annotation, cellular component: mitochondrial inner membrane. Lineage: Eukaryota; Metazoa; Chordata; Mammalia; Diprotodontia; Phalangeridae.